Messenger RNA from Corythoichthys intestinalis (scribbled pipefish), 3778 nucleotides. It is a transcript of the gene cd151, whose product is annotated as CD151 molecule. Lineage: Eukaryota; Metazoa; Chordata; Actinopteri; Syngnathiformes; Syngnathidae. The transcript is spliced from 9 exons. The record is from RefSeq and is a predicted model, not a curated record. Bases 149 to 928 code for a protein of 259 amino acids. Gene Ontology annotation, biological process: cell migration. Gene Ontology annotation, cellular component: plasma membrane.
GAAGUGUUUUGGGUGGGCAAGCGGGUCCAAGAGGUCACACUACUGAAAGACAAAGUGCUUCAGACAACCUCAACCACAAAGAAGCACAUCCAUCUUGGCAUGCCAGUCUUGAAGGACGUUGCCACAGGAAUUAACAUCUUGAAUCAGAAUGGAAACUCAAAGGGAAAACACCAAUGCCUGUGGGAUAAUUUGUCUGAAGUAUCUUCUAUUUAUAUUUAACAUCCUUUUUUGGCUGGCAGGGGGUGCAUUGCUAGGCGUGGGUGUGUGGACUUUGGUGGAGAAGAGUGACUAUAUCAAUCUACUAAACUCCAGCUUCUACUCCGCAUCCGCUUACGUCCUGAUCACGGCCGGGGCCGUCGUGAUCGUCACCGCCAUCAUCGGAUGUUGCGCUACACUGCGGGAGAUUAAGAGUCUGUUGAUUGUGUAUUUGGUCCUGUUGCUGGCUGUAUUUCUGCUGGAAAUCGUCACAGGUGUCUUGGCAUUUAUUACCUACCAAGAGUGUUUCCCUUUCUGCCACCAGCUGGAUGAGGAAUUAAGGGAGAACCUGAAGGUCACCAUGCAGCAGAAAUAUCAACAAGAUGGGGAGGAAACCAUCACAAAUGCUGUGGACAAGCUUCAUCAGGAGUUCCAGUGCUGUGGCAGUAACAGCUCUUUGGACUGGAAAGACAGCAUUUGGAUCCGGGUCGCACAGGAUUCGCGACUUGUUCCAGACAGCUGCUGUAAAACUCCCAGCAACCUCUGCGGCCUCAGAGACCAUCCCUCCAAUGUUUACAAAGUGGAGGGAGGUUGUGUCGUGAAAUUGGAGGAGUUCAUUCUCAGUCAGUUGUAUAUUGUUGGCGCACUGGGCAUUGGGAUUGCAGUUUUACAGAUAUUUGGGAUGAUGUUUACUUGCUGCCUUCAUCAAAACCUGAAAGAUGAGCCACACUAAUGUAGGACUUUUUGAAUGUUUACACAGAUGAGUGCUUUGGUGCUGAAGUGCCCUCAAUUGACAAGUUUGGAAUUUUACACACUUGAGUUGCUGUUAUGCUGCUGGGCAGCACUUCACUCUGCAAACUGUUGUCUUCUUAUUUAUGACAAGGAUAAUGUAAAAAAAAUUUUAGCUUGGUGUGGAUGUUUACUUGUACUACACUGCUGUACUUGGUGUGCCACAUAGUUUUGUUAAAGAAUAAUGCAUCCGCUGCCUAAUAUAAAACAAUAAAACCAAUUGUGUUACCCUGGAUGCAAAUAGAAAGGCAUUUUUAUAUAUUACUGUCAAUACAUUAUCGUGAUAAUGUCAUGCAGCCCCAAUUCCAGUGAAGUUGGGAUGUUAAGUAUGAAUAAAAAAUACAAUGAUUUGCAAAUUAUGUUAAACCUAUAUUAAAUUAAAUACAUUACUACAACAUGAGAUUUAAUGUUAAAAAAUGAUGAACUGUACUACGACCCUAUAUUAUUGGAGCACAUGCAGAAUGUGGUUUAGCAUUGUCUUGUUGAAAUAAGCAGGGGCAUCCAUGAAAAAGACAUUGCUUGGAUGGCAGCAUAUGUUUCUGCAAAACCUUUAUGUAGCCUCCCUUUUAGCAUUAAUGGUACCUUUACAUACAAGUAAAUUACCCAUGCCAUUAGCACUACUACCCCAUACCAUUUGAAAUGUUGGCUUUUGAACGGAGCAGUGUUAGCAACUUCGGUUGUUUUUAUCCUCUUUAGUCUGUAUGAAAUAGAACAGUUUCCCACUUGUGACACUCCAUUUUAAAUGACCCCCAGCCCAGAGAAAUUGCCUGUGCAUGGCAGAUGGCAUGGUGGAUUGUAUUGACAGACUAUGGUUUGUGGAAGUAUUGCCGAGUGAAUCAAUUAUGUGAUUUCCUUUACAGUAGCAUUUCUUUUUGUGGUGCAGUGUUGUUAAAGGUCCAAAGGUCAGAGGCAUCCAGUAUGGUUUUUCAGCCUUGCUACUUGCAUGCAGUGAUUUCUCAGGAUGCGCUGAAGCUUUUGAUGAUAUUAUGGACUGUCAAAGAUGAAAUCCUGAAAUUCCUUGCAAUAGUGAUGGGUCCAGUGAUACUAAUGCGCCGGCGCGCGCGCCGAGCUCAUGGAGCAACCCCUGCGUCGGUGCGCGUAUCGCUACAAGAAAAUCACGUGACCGAUGCAUGAACUCAUUGAACUGUGUCGACACAGUCAUGACGCGGCAAACUGGUUCAAAAGGAAGCGCGUCUGUCAACGCGAGGGAGUUGCUGAAACAGUCCACAUCUCACGGUUACUUCCUCGUUGUCUACCUGCUGUGGAAAUGGACAUAAGACAGGGAAAACGCACUUGUCAUCAUUCAUUCAAAAUACAAUUAAUUUUAAGGUAAAGCUUAGUUUAUUAGUGUGACGGGUGCACGCGGGUCCGUCGAUUGCCGUCCCUUGUCUUUAAACUACGCACCGGUGUUUGAUCCGCUAGCAUAGUGGUCAGAGCAAACGCCUCUCGUCCCAACACGUCGUGCGCGUGGGUUCGAAUCCUGGUCAGAUUGCAAUUAUCGGGUCCUUACGCGAUCCCCAAAGUUUUGAUUUUACUAUCAAAAGUUAUUUUUUUGCAGGUGAAAUGUCGCAUUUGUACUUUGUAUAUGACUAACCUGUCAUAUAAAAACAGUUGCCACCGCCUCAUUGCUGAAGCAUUACUGGCCAAGCAUGAGAAUGAAGUUUCUGAUAAUCCCCAAAUAAACACAGGUAUAGAACCAUUCCUUUUAUUUUCACACAGUCACUUUUUUGGUAAUUUAUUAGAAAUCUGUAAUUAAGCUAUAAUUUAUUUUUUUGUCCACUUCAAUUUCUUUCUGACGGGCUAUGGUAGCACUUAGAUGACAAAGUGGGGAGUCAAGGAGGAAAUGCAACUGUAGAUGAAAUUGCAAAAGUGCAACGAUGCAUGGCUGAGCCGAACAUGGCACGCAAUGCCGAUUUUCUUCGAUACUGGAGGAGCCAAUGGAUAUCUUAUCCAAACCUCUUUCAACUGGAAAUUCUUGUACAUGCCGGCAUUGUUGGUUCCAUGCGAGUGUGUUGUCCACAGCAGGCUUGUUAAAAAAAACAACAACAACAACAACUAAAUUUAAAAACAAAAACAAAAAAACAAAACGGUUUUUGAAUAAAAUUUUAUCAGAAAAAAAAAGUCCACAGGCAUUCCUUAUUCACCCAUUCAUUAUUACUUACAUUUUCACAUUAUAAUAUAUGUUCACAUGAUGUAAAGAUAUGGACUAAUGCAAUAUGAAUGCAAAGACUUAAAUGAUUUGAUUUUACAUGCUAUGUCAUCAAUUCAGUGUCAGUCUGUCAAGUGGGUUGCCUGUAGGGUUUUUUUAUGUCCAGCAGGUGUCAGUUUUCAAUGACACAGUAUCCACACUGUGUCAACACAAUGUGUCACUGUGUCGACACGCUUCAUGAGGUUUCACGGACCCAUCACUACCUUGCAAUUGUACAUUGAAUAACAUUGUCCUUAAACAGUUAUAAUAUUUUCUCACACACUUGUUCACAAAGAGGUGAACCUCACCCCAUCUUUAAUUGUGAAUGACUGAGCAAUUCAGGGAAGCGCCAUUUAUACCCAGUCAUGGCACCCACCUGUUUUGAAUUAGCCUAUUCAGCUGUGGGAUGCUCCAAACAGGUUUUUGAUGAACAUUCAACUUUUUCAGUCUUUUCCCACCUGCCCCAGCACUUUUGGGACAUUUGCAGCAAUAAAAUUCUAUUUUAAUGAUUUUUACUAAAAGCAAUCAUGUUUAUCAGUUUGAACAUUAAACUGCAUACAACACCAAAAAGCAUGUCUAUUCCAUAUUUCACGCGGUGUUUUAUGC